UUACGUUAUCGACGCUCCUCUUCAACGGUCCAUUUCUUAGUUAGACAAUCACUUCACAGUCAUUACUCUGCAUCUCAGUCGGAAGCGUACGGCCUCCGCACUCUCUUCUUCUUCUUCUUCUUCAGAGCCUUCCAUCAACAUCAGCGCCAGCGUCCUCUGCCCUUCUGAGUGGUUCGUUGCGACCUUGCAAACCCUAGAUCCUUACCAGGCAAAGAGAAAACGCAGCGCAGAGCACGAAGAAGGCUUCUCGUCUCGUUGAUGAAAACGUAGAGGUGAGGAGUUUAGAAGACACGACUUUCUUGACUAUUGGCAUAGGGGCACUGGUAUCGUUUGUAAAAACAGAGUUCGUCACGUGGUCAUGAUGCAUGGUCGAAAGGUGUUAUUUUUGGUUCACAACAGAGGAGGAUGCAGAGGAGGAUUUUAUUUCUGAAAUUCGGUGAUGAAUUGGAGGUUGGAAUUGAACCAUAGCGUAUUGCCCACUAGAAUUGAGAUGGAUUGACACAGACGUGGGACCUGGUCGUUUCUUGAGUUAAUUUCUCAAUGUGAAAAGAUUCCUACCAUCCUGUUUCUUUCAAGCAAAAUACGGUAAUUCGUGAUAGGGUCGACAUUGUUGAGGGUAGUUUGGUGACCACUAGUCACUCAGUUACUGCUAUUAAAAAAUUGUUAGACCUUCAAACAAAGAUGGGAAAGCAGAAGAUCUGCAAAGGCAAUUCUAGUUGCUUUUCGCUGAGGAUUCCAACAUGUGUACGACCUAGUUCUCACGUGAAGUACAUUUUUGGCAUUGUUGUAGUCCUAAUAAGAGCCCUAAAACAGAGCUUAGGACCCGAUGGCUGGAAAGCACACAGUUAACACCAGCAAAGGACCCGCUGUGGAUUCUUCUACCCCUCAAAUUUUGUCUCCAAAGUCAACCACCAACCGAUUGUUGUUGAUGGAAGAUUCGCUAGGUGAAGUUCGAUCAAAUGUCCAACAUAUCCAUUCAUUAUUAGAAAAUCUUGGCAGACAACUCGAACUCAUUUUUGAUGAACAAGAACGGCUGCAGACGGACCUACAACAUACCGACGAAGCAAAUCGACCAAGAAACCAACCUAGACCACCCAAACCUCCAAGAAAUCAUGAUGGACGUAACCGAAGAAAUCAAGAACUUCAAGAAAGAAGUCAAGAUUCUGAUACUUCGGAUGGUGAUGAAGGUUUUCUUCAGCAACACCCUCGAUUUGCGAGGGAAGAACACUAUGUUGAAAGAGGAGGCGUCCGUACUGACUUCAAAAUGAAGAUCGACCUCCCCACAUUCAACGGGAAGAUGGAUGUCGAAACUUUUCUGGACCGGGUAAAAAAUGUUGAAAAUUUUUUCGAUUAUACAAAUACUCCAGAGGAUAAGAAAGUCAAGCUCGUGGCAUUCAAAAUACAAUCCGGCGCAUCUGCUUGGUGGGAUCAGCUUGAGAUCAACUGCCGACGUUUGGGUAAACAGCCUAUUCGUAGUUGGCCAAGAAUGCUCCGCCUUAUGCGUGAGCGUUUCUUGCCUCCUAACUUCGAACAACUGUUGUAUCAACCAUACCAACGAUGUCGGCAAGGUUUCAAGACCAUCGCUGAUUAUACUGAAGCUUUUCAUCGUCUUGGUGCCAAAACUAAUAUAGCCGAAACAGAGGAUUACAAGAUUGCGAGGUUUGUUGACGGACUACGAGAAGACAUUCAAGACCAAAUGGAUAUUCAACCCAUCCAUCUUCUUACAGACGCAAUCGUUAUGGCAACUAAGAUUGAGGACAAGAAACGCCUCCGCACGCCUGCUCGCCGUACCCCUUGGGACAAACCUUCUAUCUCAAAGACAGCUACAACAGAUACGGGUAAACCACUUCAAAUUGGGACCACAUCUGCCUCCACCACAAAACCACCAGACGAUCCAGCUAAGUCUUCUCCUUUUAAAACUCCUGAUACCUCAUCUAAACGUGGCACUAAUCCCUAUAUUCGCCCUACAUUGGGCAAAUGUUUUAGGUGUGGACAGGUCGACCAUUUGUCCAACGAAUGCCCCCAGCGACGUGCUUUGGCUUUGGUAGAUCAGGACGAUCUUUUGGAGACUGAUAUUGACCUUCCAACAGAAGAUGAUCCCACUUAUGUCGAACCCGACGAGGGUGAUCUUCUUAGCUGUGUUGUCCAGAAAGUUCUCACACCGAAAGUGGAAGUGCAGCCCCAAAGAAACUCCCUUUUCCGUACUUGUUUCACAAUCAAUGGCAAGCUGUUGAUAGGAAAGGGAGACGAUGUGGAAGGCGAUGGUGCAACAAGCGGUUCAAUUGGUUACGAGGACCCACCCGAGAUUGUUGCCAAAGCAUUGCUUUGCUUCAAUGACAAAUAUAUUUACAGGGCGUGUGAAGAAUCGUGUAGAUUAAAGGAGAGUGGGAAUGUGGAGGUCCCAGUGGAGAAAACGGACGAAUUCUGCAAUGGGCCGUGUUUGGGUGAAACGCAUUUAGUGCUUGAUUGCAUUAAUGCCAUUUUUACCAAUUUCUUGUUUUACAAUAGGGCCACUUUGCAGGAUGUUAGGGACACCAUCCAGGCUGGAUGUGCCUAUGGCCCACAAAGAGGAAACUUCGAUGUUACAAAGCAUAUAAGGGCUGAAAGAGGCAAAGCUUGCAGGGCUUCCAACAACGCAGUUCUUGGAUUCAGCUUCAUAAUUUUAGGCUUUUUUUGUUCAUUGCUUUGAAAACCUAUCAUCAAUUUCUCAUUCUCUUACCUUGGCUUGUAUCAGUCAGACAUAAUGUAUGAAACGAAAUAUCAAGUUACGUGCAUGUUUAGUGUGAUCAUGUAUUUUACAAAGUAUAUUUUAAUAAUU
Molecule: messenger RNA, 2818 nt
Organism: Momordica charantia (bitter melon)
Lineage: Eukaryota; Viridiplantae; Streptophyta; Magnoliopsida; Cucurbitales; Cucurbitaceae
Molecular function (GO): nucleic acid binding; zinc ion binding
Source: RefSeq, a predicted model, not a curated record